Molecule: messenger RNA, 354 nt
Organism: Glycine soja
Lineage: Eukaryota; Viridiplantae; Streptophyta; Magnoliopsida; Fabales; Fabaceae
Product: NDR1/HIN1-like protein 10
Exons: 1
Coding region: 1-354 (117 amino acids)
Biological process (GO): defense response to other organism
Source: RefSeq, a predicted model, not a curated record
AUGCUUCCCUCAAUCCUCUUCUGGUUAAUCAUCUUCCCCUCAAGUUGCAAGUUCCAUGUAACUGAUGCCUCCCUCACACAAUUCAACCUCAGAAGCAACAACACCUUGGACUACAACUUGAAGGUCAGCAUCACAGUGAGAAACCCCAACAACAACAUCAUAGUGUACUAUGGUAGGAUCACAUCAAUAGCUUGGUACAAAGAUAAUGAUUUCAGUUGGGUGAGCUUAACACCCUUUGGCCAAUGCCGCAAGAAUACCACCUUCCUUCAAGCAGUGUUUGAAGGGAAAAGUGUGAUUAAGCACAAAUCAAAAGAACUUGGUGAGUAUAAAGAUGAGACAAGUGUUGGAAUUUAG